Xenopus tropicalis (tropical clawed frog) is the source of this 3286-nucleotide messenger RNA. RefSeq names its product RAR related orphan receptor B (gene rorb). Gene Ontology annotation, biological process: regulation of gene expression; regulation of DNA-templated transcription; intracellular receptor signaling pathway. Lineage: Eukaryota; Metazoa; Chordata; Amphibia; Anura; Pipidae. The record is from RefSeq and is a predicted model, not a curated record. Bases 417 to 1793 code for a protein of 458 amino acids. The transcript is spliced from 10 exons. Gene Ontology annotation, molecular function: DNA binding; DNA-binding transcription factor activity; sequence-specific DNA binding. Gene Ontology annotation, cellular component: nucleus.
UUAUUGCACCUACGGUUAACAUACACAGAUGUCAUGUGAAAACCCACAUGCUCUGCCCUUCACACAGCCUCCCUUUCUUCCCUUCAUUUUCUUUAUUUUUUUUUUCCCCCUCUGGUUAGCUUGUUGUGGCAGCUCGCUUGCUUCCCAUUGCAUAAUCCAGCCCCCUCCUCAUCUGUGCAAGUGAUCAGAAAGAAAUCUGAAGCAGUGUCACAGAAGAGCAAGAAGAAGAAAGCUGUGUAGAGCAAAUAAGCUCAGGCAUACAGUGAAACGAGAGAGAGAGGCUGCAAACAAGGGAAGGGAUGGUUUUCUCACUUGAUGUGCUGCUCUCCAUCUCUAUGAGGGGAUUUGUCUGCUAACUCAUCAGGCUGGGAUCUUCUUUAUUGCGCUUAGAAAGAAGUGUUCUCCUCACUACCAUCAUGCGAGCACAAAUUGAAGUGAUACCAUGCAAAAUUUGUGGAGAUAAAUCAUCAGGAAUUCACUAUGGUGUCAUCACGUGUGAAGGAUGCAAGGGAUUCUUCCGACGAAGUCAACAGAAUAACGCCUCUUACUCCUGCCCGCGGCAGAGAAACUGUCUAAUUGACAGAACUAACAGAAACCGCUGCCAACACUGUAGACUGCAAAAGUGUCUUGCCCUAGGAAUGUCUAGAGAUGCUGUAAAAUUUGGAAGAAUGUCAAAAAAACAGAGGGACAGUCUAUAUGCUGAGGUCCAGAAACACCAGCAACGAUUGCAAGAACAGAGACAGCAGCAAAGUGGAGAGGCAGAGGCCUUAGCCAGGGUUUAUAGUAGUAACAUUAGCAAUGGUUUGAGUAAUCUCAACAAUGACACAGGAGGCACUUAUGCCAAUGGACAUGUGAUUGACCUUCCCAAAUCGGAGUACUACAGUGUGGAUUCUGCUCAGCCCUCCCCGGAUCAGUCUGGUAUAGACAUGACUGGAAUGAAACAGAUCAAACAAGAACCCAUUUAUGACCUUACCUCCGUUCCGAACUUAUUUAUGUAUAGUUCUUUCAACAAUGGACAGAUGUCACCAGGAAUAAGCAUGAGUGAAAUAGAUCGAGUUGCACAGAACAUCAUAAAGUCACAUUUGGAGACAUGUCAGUACACGGUGGACGAACUACAUCAGCUAGCAUGGCAAACGCAUACCUAUGAAGAAAUUAAAAUAUACCAGAAUAAGUCAAGGGAAGCUUUGUGGCAGCAGUGUGCCAUUCAGAUAACCCAUGCAAUCCAAUACGUGGUAGAGUUUGCUAAACGAAUAACAGGUUUCAUGGAACUUUGCCAGAAUGAUCAAAUAUUGCUACUUAAGUCCGGCUGCUUGGAAGUUGUUAUAGUACGAAUGUGCCGUGCCUUCAAUCCACUAAACAACACUGUUCUAUUUGAAGGAAAAUAUGGAGGGAUGCAGAUGUUCAAAUCAUUAGGUUCGGAUGAUUUUGUAAAUGAGGCAUUCGACUUUGCAAAGAGUUUAUGUUCCCUCCAGUUAACUGAGGAGGAGAUUGCCUUGUUUUCUGCAGCAGUACUGAUAUCACCAGAGAGACCUUGGCUGAUAGAACCAAGAAAAGUCCAGAAGCUCCAAGAGAGAAUUUAUUUUGCACUUCAGCAUGUGAUUCAGAAGAACCACUUAGAUGAUGAGACACUGGCAAAGCUAAUAGCCAAGAUACCAAACAUAACUGCACUUUGCAACUUGCACGGAGAGAAGCUGCAGGUUUUUAAGCAAACUCAUCCCGAGAUAGUGAAUACACUGUUCCCUCCAUUGUAUAAAGAGCUUUUCAAUCCAGACUCAAGCACUAGCUGCAAGUGAAGAUGGUGGGAUUUUUCACAUAGCUAUGGAAUGCAUCACUACUAAGACAAAAGAAAUGUGCUCCAGAAGACUUACUUAAAAACAUCACUACAGCAGCACUAGGAAUGUCCUGCACUUACAACCAUUAUUUUUCACCGCUACAGUUUGAAGAAUGUAAAUAUGCACCUCUGAUUGGGGCUCUCUUUCUCUCUCCCUCUCCUUUAUUGAUCUUGCUUUUUUUUUUUUUUUUUUGGAACUAUCGAACUGUAUCCGGCGCCAGAGAGGUCUUCAAUGCAUUGUACAUUAAUACGUUUUAGACCUCUGUAGCUCAUAGGGUUUUUGCAGAUUUGUUGUCAGAGGAGGCUACACAGAAGCAAAGGCAUUGAGCAAAACUUCUCUGACAGCCUAAGGAUUAACACUAAAAAUCUAGAACACUGGGUGUAUUUACUUUUUUAUAUAUAUAAUUUGAGAGACAUUGGUUUAUAGAAUUUUAUUGUAGAUAUCAAUAAGAGUAUAUACUGCUAUGGUAUGGCUCUUCUGGAUUACUGUUUAAACCUAAUUUAUGUGAAUUUCUAUGUUCUAGUUGCAUGUGUAUAAGGAAGCUGUAUAUAUACAUAUAUCUAUAUAUUCUGAUAUGUAGAUAUAUUUAUAUAAACUCUAUGCACCUUUGCUGUGGUGUAAUCCUUUAUUUACACGAAAAAAAAAAUUCCCCUACAUUUUUUUUUCUUUCAUUGAUGUGUUUUCUCCCUUUAAAUUUGUGUUUUAUUUAUGUUUUGGGCAAUCAAAUUUCAAUGCGCGAAGCCAUUGUUUGAACAAUAAUAAUUUGCCAAUGUAACGUAUACCAAGCAAAUGGUAAAAUGUCUUGCUCACGUCACAUUCUUUAUAGUAAGAAAUGUACAAGGUAUGUAAUGUAAAGGUUUCAAACGACACAAGCAUCUAUUGGGAUCGACCAUGUAGGAAUAAACUAUUCUAGUGCGAAGAACAUUGCUGUAAAAUCAAAAAAAUGCUACACAUUAUCUUGUAAAUGAACUUUGAAAAUAUCAAAUAUAGUUUUGAGGUAAUAAGGAGAAAUAUAUUUUUAUUGCAAGAAUAAAUAGUAUGUCCCUUUGUACUUCAGAUAUACAUCUGUUUCAUUACAAAUCUUAAAAUACAAUAAAAAAAAAGAAGCAAAGGUUAUUUGCACAUAUAGUAGAAACCUUGAAAUCAGGAAAAUAUUUAUAUCAAUAGGUUUGGUGGUUCAGAUCUUACCUGUAAUAUUUAGAUGUUUUCAGAUUGAAUAAUAAAUCGUGAAUUCAUAGUAAGCCAAAAAAAAAGAACUUGAAGUUAUAAUUUUUUUUGCGCAACCUGGAAGACCAUGUUUCUAUCUCUUACAAUAUUGGUACUAUGAUAGAGAAUCCUAGAUAUGCAACUUCACGUUCACUUCUCAUUGUAGCAAUUGUAAAUAAUCAAAGGGAAAAAUGACACGCAAUCAUGCUAGUAUUUUUUAUAGCCUUAUCAAUAAAAGUUUUCACUUC